AUGAAGUUGUCAAACCAGUCAGAGGUCCCGGUAUAUACCAUCUCUGGCUCAAAUACCGCGCGACCACUUCCAGAAUGGCUUGCUAGACGCCGAAAGCGCAGCUUGAAAGAUGAUCCCGAGUAUGCGAACCGGGUGGAACUGCUUCAAGACUUUGAGUUUGAGGAAGCCAGCCAGUGCGUCCGUGUCAGUGAGGAUGGGCAAUGGGUCAUGAGCACAGGCACCUACAAGCCACAAAUUCAUACACAUUACCUCCCACAGCUAUCGCUGUCGUGGGCACGACACACGGUUGCUCUGAAUACGACUUUCAUUCUUCUCUCCUCCGAUUAUACCAAAAUUCCAUACACCGUCCGGAUGCCACUAUACCACCCGCCUCCUCGAUACGGACGUGACCUUGUCUAUGACCGGCAAUCGACCGAGGCUCUGAUUCCUUCAGUCGGUGUGAAUCGAGAUGGACUCGGUGAAGUUUUCCGGUUAAACCUUGAGCUUGGACGAUAUAUGCGCAGUUUUGAAAUCGACGUUGGUGGUGAUGACUUUACUUCUUCUGGAGCUGGCACUUUGCAAGGAGGCAUCAACACCGGAGCUGUCAAUACCGCUGCUAUUGCGGAGGAAAGCCAUGGUCUGCUGGCAUUUGGUACUACUAUGGGGACAGUUGAGCUGUGGGACCCAAGAGCCAAGGGCCGCGCGGGCAUUCUAUCACCACCCACUCAGGCUGGCCCAGAGGAAGGGCGAACAGAGAUUACUGCUUUGGAGUUCCACCGCUCUGGCUUGACGAUGGGAACCGGUUCUUCAAAUGGUCUUAUUCACCUCUACGACCUUCGGUCUCCGGUUCCUCUCCUCAAGAAGGACCAAGGCUACGGCUUCCCCGUGCACACGCUCAAAUUCCUCCAGCCUUCGACCGAAUCCCGAGAGGCGACUAUGGACCCCAAAAUCAUGUCUGCGGACAAGCGUAUCAUCAAGAUCUGGGAUCCUCGCGACGGUAGCCCAUGGACUUCAGUGGAGCCUGCGGUUGAUAUCAACUCUGUAGCAUGGUGCAAAGACAGCGGAAUGCUGCUUACGGCUAACGAGGGACGCCAACAGCACUCGUUCUUCAUUCCUCAACUGGGCCCAGCCCCGAAGUGGUGCUCAUUCUUGGAUAACCUCGUGGAAGAGAUGGCAGAGGACCCUAACGAUCCCAAUGCCUUUACCAGUGCCCAGGCUGGCGCUGUCUACGACAACUACAAGUUCUUGUCUGUUCCUCAGCUUCGUACGCUCAACCUCGAACACCUUAUUGGACGCACUAAUCUCCUGCGCCCGUACAUGCACGGUUACUUCGUUGCUCAGCGUCUCUACGAAGAGGCACGCUUGAUCACUAACCCGUACAUCUGGGAAGAGGAGCGCGCCAAGCGAGAACGCGAGAGCCGCAUCCGCGGCAAGAAGAAGGCCGCUGUCAAGGUCAACAAGAAGCUGGCCGAGAGGCUCAUGGAAGCCGAGGAGAAGAACGAGCGCCGAAAAGCCCAGCGUGUCCUGGCCCGUGGCGGCGAUGAGGAAAUGGCCGACGCAACCCCGGCCUCCGACGAGAAGAAGAAGAGCGGAGUGCUUCACGACAGCCGUUUCGCCAAACUGUUCGAAGACGAAGAUUUUGCAGUCGACGAAACCUCUCGCGAGUUCCAGCUCGUCAACCCCAGUACCGUGCCCGAGCGCAGUGAACGAAAGGAACGCGGCCUCACGGCCGUCGAACAAGAAGCAGUCGACGAUGUCCCCUCUAGCGGAGAAUCGGAUUCCGAAAGCGAGCAAGAGAGGAGGCCCAAGGAGAAGCGAUCUAAUAAAAUCUCCUCAGCAGACUACAAGCGAACCAAGCGUCCUCCACCACGCAUGGAAGUCUCAUCUUCGGCGCGCACAGGCUCGGCUCGAGACCGUUCUUUCGGUUCUCGUGCGCAGAACAUGAAGCCGAAAGAAAGAGCGGUCCGACAGAGCGGCGUUACUGGCGCCAGAGAGGUCAGCUUCAUGCCUGCUGGCAAAUCCAAGCGCCAAGAGCCUGAGGUGAAAUAUGAUAAGACAGAGUUCCGCUCAAAGGAACGCCGUAGUGCGUCUGGUAACGCUUUCCGGAGAAUGUAG
This is a messenger RNA of Penicillium chermesinum, 2094 nucleotides long. RefSeq names its product WD repeat NOL10/ENP2 family protein. Bases 1 to 2094 code for a protein of 697 amino acids. The transcript is spliced from 4 exons. Gene Ontology annotation, molecular function: protein binding. The record is from RefSeq and is a predicted model, not a curated record. Gene Ontology annotation, biological process: maturation of SSU-rRNA from tricistronic rRNA transcript (SSU-rRNA, 5.8S rRNA, LSU-rRNA). NCBI's taxonomy places the organism in Eukaryota, Fungi, Ascomycota, Eurotiomycetes, Eurotiales, Aspergillaceae. Gene Ontology annotation, cellular component: small-subunit processome; nucleolus; nucleus.